Messenger RNA from Siniperca chuatsi (mandarin fish), 1900 nucleotides. RefSeq names its product HIG1 hypoxia inducible domain family, member 1A (gene higd1a). Gene Ontology annotation, biological process: mitochondrial respirasome assembly. The record is from RefSeq and is a predicted model, not a curated record. Bases 156 to 434 code for a protein of 92 amino acids. The transcript is spliced from 4 exons. Gene Ontology annotation, cellular component: mitochondrion. NCBI's taxonomy places the organism in Eukaryota, Metazoa, Chordata, Actinopteri, Centrarchiformes, Sinipercidae.
GCUUACGUCAGACCUGCGUGCAAUGGUAGUUACAUCACGAGCCGGCUCCUUACUUCCUUCACACAGUACGUGCGAUCUGAAGACUCAUAAAACCUCUCCGGAUAUUUUAUUUAUAGGCGAUUCAAAUAGCGACAUACUCCUUAAAAACAGUCAAGAUGUCUAGUUAUGAUGAGAAUGAGUCCAAGUUCCUGCGCAAAGCAAAAGAGAAUCCAUUUGUCCCAGUGGGAAUGGCUGGGUUCUUUGCCAUUGUUGGGUACAGACUGCUGAAAAUGAAAAGUCGAGGAGAUACAAAAAUGUCGGUUCACCUGAUCCACAUGCGUGUAGCUGCCCAGGGCUUUGUGGUUGGAGCCAUGACUGUUGGGGUCCUGUAUUCGAUGUACAGAGACUACAUUGUAAAACCCAGAGAAGAACAGAAAGCAGUGGAACACAAGUGAACAUGGACUCAUACACAGAUAUUUUAUGUCCCUUAAUAUGACCGCAUAUUAAGGUGUGUAGAAAGUUUAUUUUUACAGAUGUGUCAUAAUUUUUGUAUGCACACAUCCCUUCAGCAGCUCACCUCUUCUGUAAAUAGUUAUAACUUAUUGAUUACACUUCCUCUCCUCUAACCUGUGGGUCAAGCUAUCACUUCUGUAUUGAGAAGGAGGUGUAUUGAUCUCAGCUGUUUUUACACUGGUUACACACUGUGUGUUUGCGGUUGUAAGUUUAUCUGACUUGACAUCUGGAUGAACAGGUGACAUUACUGAUGGAGUUUUGUUGCCUCUUAUUUCAAAGGUGUGUGAGUGAAAUAUAAAAAACUAGAAAAUCUAGCAGAUCAGUUGAAAACAGUAUGACUAGGGAUAGAUUGGUAGAUAGCCUGACCUUUUUCCCCUCUGUAAUUGAUUUAUUGUCUCAUACCUGCUAUAUUGUAUUUGCCAAAUUAAAAAUGCUUGCACCUUAGCCCACUUUUUAUAAAGGGCAUCCCAGUGCAUUAGGGGCAUGUAAUGGAAGGCUUUGACAACAUGUGGCCUACAGACAGGGCCUAUGCUUUCACAUUAUUUUAAUAACAAGGACACAAAUGCUUUUUGACUCCUUACAGUAUCAGAAUAUCCCACUAAACAAAUGUAUAACAUAAUCACAUAGAAAUAGGAAAAGGAACAAAAACCAUGAAACAAAACCAUAAAGGUCUGGUCGAUUUUAUUUAAUAGCCUUGAUUGUAAAGGCCAAGUCUUUUAUUUAAAACUUUUAUCAUUAUAGUGUGAUACACAGGGGUCCAAUGUUUUAUGUCAGCAGCUUCACAAGUCUUCAUGAGACAUAUGAGCUAAACUAACUGAGGUACACCAUAUGAUAAAAUAUCAUCAUAUAGCCUAUUUUGUGAUAUGCUUAAAUAGAUGCCUUGUUAAGUUAUUCACAAAGUUGAGUUUAAUGUUGUGUGCAAAUACAGAACGUUAUUUUUGAAACAUUGUUUCUUUGUUUUUUCUCUGGAAAUUUUUUUUGCCAGUCUCGUAAUUCUAAAAUGUUGUUGUGUAUACGUUUUGAAACCUCUCCAAGUUGCACUGAGAAUUUGUCCUAACUGUUGUAUCAUCAUGAACUACAGCCUCCAUAAUCACCAUUAAGUUCUCUACAAAUCUCUAAAACAGUUGCAACAAAAGGUGAACAUUAAAACAUAUAUGAUGGCAUUGAAGACUGCAUUAGUUUUAGUUAGGUUUACCUAACAUACUGGCAAUUAAGUGUAUAGUUUAUUACAAAUGAUGUUCUUGUAUGUUAGCUCAAACUUUCUUACUUGUAUCUCCUGAUAGUUGGAAAAUGUUUAGUGCUCACUUCAUUGUGCACCAGUUAGUGUCCAAAAAUUCCAACUAAUAAAACCAUUACACAUUUUGAACAUUACUCUAUCACUCCCAUCAAAUAAAACAGCUGAUUUCCA